AUGGCUUUUAUUGGAAGCUUUCCAGAACAUAUCACUGCAGUAUCUAUUGUUUAUAAAGUAAUAGAGGAGAACCCAUUAUUCAUUAAGGAGGACUUGAGACAAUUAAUUUUUAAUGCAAUCUCAGCUGUAAAAAAUUUAUAUGAAGAGAAUUCAGAAAAGCAUAAAAACUUUUUGGGAUACCUUUUAAGGAGAACAUUGAGAGAUAAAACUUGUACUCUAACAAGUCACGACAGCAAACAAAUUACAAAGUCUAUUGAUGUUAUGCACAUUCAUCCCAGAGCUAUCACUCUUUCACAAGAUUGGGUUUUAUUAUUAUCUGGUUGGUGGGUUUUAUCUGUUAUCAUUAUUUGGUUUGAUAAAAAAUUAUUACCAAAAACGGAAAUAGCCAUUAGAGUUUUUCGCACAGCCCAUGAACUUUCCAUGAGAACGGUUGCAAUUUUUAGUCAUGAAGAUAGAUUAUCAAUGCAUCGAAAUAAAGCCGAUGAAGCAUACCAGAUUGGUGAUCCGAAUGUUUAUUCAGCAGUUGGUGCAUAUCUUGCUCAAGAUGAAAUAAUUAAAAUAGCUAAACUUCGUAAUGUCUCAAUGAUUCAUCCUGGUUAUGGAUUUUUAGCUGAAAAUUCUAGUUUUGCUAAGAAAGUUGAAGAGGCUGGAAUAGCUUUUAUUGGACCUACACCUGAUGUUAUUGAAAAAAUGGGCGAUAAAACAAAAGCAAGAAAUUUAGCUAUACAGUGUGGUGUUCCAGUUGUUCCUGGUACUCCGGGACCAAUUUCUACAAUUGAAGAAGCAGAAAAUUUUAUAGCUGAAUAUGGAUUUCCAAUAAUUGUUAAAGCAGCAAUGGGUGGUGGAGGUCGUGGUAUGAGAGUUGUAAAUAGCAGUGAGACAUUGGUAGAAUCGUUUGGAAGAGCUAAAUCAGAAGCUUUGGCUGCUUUUGGUGAUGGGACAGUGUUUUUGGAAAGAUUCUUGGAUAAACCAAGACACAUUGAAGUUCAAAUACUAGCUGAUUCUGCUGGUAAUGUUGUACAUUUGUUUGAACGGGAUUGUUCGGUCCAAAGACGUCAUCAGAAAGUAGUCGAAGUUGCUCCUGCAUUGAAUUUAGAUUCAAAUCUUCGUGAAAAAAUUCUUGCUGAUGCUAUUAAACUUGCCAAAUCUGUAAAUUAUCGCAAUGCUGGUACAGUCGAAUUUUUGGUUGAUCAACAAAAUAGACAUUAUUUUAUUGAAAUUAAUCCAAGAAUUCAAGUUGAACAUACAAUAACAGAGGAGAUUACUGGUAUAGAUAUUGUAGCAGCACAAAUUCAAAUAGCUGGAGGUGCUUUACUUUCUCAUCUAUCACUGAUUCAAAACAGAAUUCAAACCAGAGGAUUUGCAAUCCAGUGUCGUGUUACCACUGAAGACCCAUCAGUGAAUUUUCAACCAGAUACUGGUAGGAUAGAGGUGUAUCGAUCAUCUGGUGGUAAUGGUGUUAGAUUGGAUGGUGGUGCCGGGUAUGCAGGUGCAGUGAUUACACCUCAUUAUGAUUCGUUGUUAGUCAAGUGUACGUGUUGGGGGAAAACUUAUGAAAUUGCUAGGCGUAAGAUAUUACGAGCUUUGGUUGAGUUUAGAAUCAGAGGUGUCAAAACAAAUAUUCCUUUCUUGCAACGACUAUUAACUCAUCCCGUAUUCAUGGAGGGAAAAACAUGGACAACCUUUAUCGAUGCUACACCUGAUCUUUUUAAAUUAGUCGGCAGUAAGAAUAGAGCCCAAAAAAUAUUAAAAUAUUUAGGUGAUGUGAUUGUUAAUGGAAGUAGUAUUAAAGGACAAAUGGGUGAACCAGCCUAUAAGAAACCACUUAUUCUACCAUCAAUUCGAUCAUUGGCAGGACCAGAACCAAUUGAUGUGAACCAUUCACCAGAUUAUGGAUGGAGGCACAUAUUAUUAGAACAAGGUCCCGAAGCAUUUGCUAAGGCUGUUCGUGAUUAUCAGGGUGUUUUGAUUAUGGAUACAACAUGGAGAGAUGCUCAUCAAAAUCUUUUGAGUGUAGCACCUCAUACUGCACAUGCACUUGCUAAUGCCUACUCGCUUGAAAUGUGGGGCGGAGCAACAUUUGAUGUUGCCAUGCGAUUCUUAUAUGAAGAUCCUUGGGAUCGUUUAGCAAAAUUACGUGAAAUUGUUCCAAAUAUUCCAUUCCAAAUGUUAUUGCGUGGUGCCAAUGCAGUAGGCUACACAUCAUACCCAGACAAUAUAAUUUAUGAAUUUUGUCAAAAGGCAAAAGACUACGGAAUGGAUAUAUUUCGUAUUUUUGAUUCGUUGAAUUACAUUGAGAAUAUGCGACUUGGCAUAGAUGCUGUCAAGAAAGCCGGUGGAGUUGUAGAAGCAGCGAUUUGUUAUACAGGAGAUGUUGCUAACCCCAAUAAAACCAAAUAUGAUUUGAAUUAUUAUCUUGAUUUUACAGAACAGUUGGUCAAAGAAGGAAUACAUAUACUUGCUAUAAAAGAUAUGGCUGGAUUUGCUUUUUUGCCUUUUUGUCCUCAAUUAACAGGCAUGUCAGGAGUUACAUCACAACCAUCAAUGGGAGCUGUAGUGUCAGCACUUGAAAAUACAAACCUUGGUACAGGGAUUAGAUUAGAAGAUGUGCAUGCAUUGAAUGAAUAUUGGGAACAAGCACGUAAACUAUAUAGUUGUUUUGAUGCAGGAGUAUUAUCAGCAGAUUCUUCAGUUUACGAGCAUGAAAUGCCAGGUGGACAAUAUACAAAUUUGAUGUUUCAAGCAUCACAACUCGGACUUGGACAAUUGUGGAAAGAAAUUAAAAUUGCAUAUACAGAAGCUAAUAAAUUAUGUGGUGAUAUAGUCAAGGUCACACCAAGUUCAAAAGUUGUAGGAGAUCUUGCACAGUUUAUGGUUUCUAAUAAAUUAAGAUAUUCAGAUGUUAUUGAGAAUGCAAAAACAUUAUCAUUUCCAGUUUCAGUAGUUGAAUUUUUUCAAGGGUAUCUCGGUCAACCAUAUGAAGGAUUUCCUGAACCACUUCGUAGUGAUAUAAUUCGUGAAAUGCCAAGAAUUGAAGGCAGGCCAGGUGCUUCAUUACCACCAAUGGAUUUAGUUGCAUUGAAAAGCGAAUUGGUUAGAAAAUACGGUAAUUCAAUUCGAGAAGUGGAUGUAUUAUCAGCAGCCAUAUAUCCAAAAGUGUUUUCCGAGUAUCGAGAGCAACUUGAAAAAUAUGGGGAUAUUUCAGUGAUCCCGACUAGAUAUUUUGUUUGCAAGCCGGAUAUUGGUGAAGAGCUUAGUAUACAUUUGGAGGAAGGUGUAACAUUGAUUAUAAAAUAUUUGGCAGUUGGGCCACUUAGUCAGAAUACCGGGAGACGAGAAGUUUUCUUUGAAUUGAAUGGUGAGGCUAGAGCUGUUGGUAUCGAGGAUACAAGUGCUGCUGUUGAACACGUUCAAAGAGAAAGGGCAAAUCCUGGUAAUCCCGGAGAAGUAGGAGCACCAAUGUCAGGUGUAGUAGUUGAAAUUAGAGCUAAAGUUGGAGCAGAUAUUAAAAUAGGAGAUCCAAUAAGUGUUUUAUCGGCUAUGAAAAUGGAAACGAUAGUUACAUCACCUGUUUCUGGUAAAGUUGAAUAUAUUGCAGUUAAAGAAAAUGAUUCAUUGAAUGCAGGCGAUUUAGUUGUUAGAAUUGUAAAGAGUGAAGUAAAUGAAUGA
This is a messenger RNA of Entrophospora sp. SA101, 3669 nucleotides long. Lineage: Eukaryota; Fungi; Glomeromycota; Glomeromycetes; Entrophosporales; Entrophosporaceae. The record is from the annotation of a GenBank genome assembly.